GUACAGAACAUUAGUGAAUUUGUCUCUGAACGUAAUUCUUUAAGAGAUUACAUCAACAGUUAUACUUUUCGUCGUUUUAUUAGCGACUUUUGUGGGCAAGUUCGGGCCCUAGAAAUUUUCUAUGAUGAUUUGUUGAAGAAACUUAAACGUGGAACAAAUAAUGUAGAUUACGUACAUUAUAUGUCACAUGUCAAGGAAGAACUUAUGGAUCGAUACAAGUUUAAUUUGAUGACACUGUAA
Messenger RNA from Funneliformis mosseae, 240 nucleotides. The record is from the annotation of a GenBank genome assembly. Lineage: Eukaryota; Fungi; Glomeromycota; Glomeromycetes; Glomerales; Glomeraceae.